AUGGCAAUUUACGUUUCUAUCCUCGUUGUAGGGUCAUUUCUGAAGCUGUUGUGGCCUGACUGCAAAGGUGCCUCGGAAUCCGCGGGCGCGUACAGCUCUAUGAUUGGCUCGCUUGAAGGGCCCGCUCUGAUUAACGUUGACGCACCGUCUAUUGCCGCUUACCUAAGCGUGGGUAUAAGUCCACAAGAGAGGGAAGUUCGACUUGCAGUGUCUGCUGAGGACAUAGUCGCCCAUACUGACAGUGCUUUUUCUGUGUGGUUAGAAUGCACAUCUGCUCUCAUAUUCUCUUACCAGGAUUCUGGAAGAUACCGGUCGUGCGAAGAUAAAGACUGCAUGUUCAAGGAAUUACUCGGCGAGAUGGAACAGGAUGCAAUGCCUCAUAUUUCUAGGCUUUCCGGAAGGCGCAUCUUUCUGGUCCUUUCUCAAACAGACACCAUGCUUGUGAGCAUUGGGCUAACGGACUGUCGUGUUAAGGAUGGCGAUGUAUUAGUGCUUGCCCUCGGCCUUCCGGCAGUACUCGUACUUCGUAAAAUUGGCCAGAAGGAUAUUGUAAACGAAGGGGAGGAAUCAUGCUUCAAGAUAGUCGGGAGGGCGUUUGUGGAACCCACUCCAUUCGUUCAGGACGUUAAGAGUCACCCCCUGAUACAAUUUUCUAUCAAAUAG
Molecule: messenger RNA, 663 nt
Organism: Aspergillus niger
Lineage: Eukaryota; Fungi; Ascomycota; Eurotiomycetes; Eurotiales; Aspergillaceae
Exons: 3
Coding region: 1-663 (220 amino acids)
Source: RefSeq, a predicted model, not a curated record